AUGGCGAUGGGGGCCAUCCCGAUCACGAGUCGAUUCCCGACAUCCACCCUCCCGGAGUUGACAGACCAGUGGGAUAUGGGACCCCCCGAGGCCCUCGCCAGCCACCAUUUGCUGCCAGAGCAUGACAUGCCUUGGUUGAAAAGCUGGGCCAGGGCAGUCGUGCACGCUUCCAAGACCGAUACCUCGGAACGAAUACGCCAAAGGGGGGCACCAAAAGCAGACGCCCGAUCGGAAAUCCCCGAAACGGACGCCAGCGAAAGGGGUGCCAGAACACACAGACAAGGGGCGACUGCUUACGAUGAUGACCGGGAACACGACGCCUCGCAAGGCUUUGAAAGUGUUGUCGGUCAAGGACGACGUCGUCGCUUUGGCGGCGUGCAGGACCGGCGGGAAGAUAUGAAGGCCGCCGUUAGAGAGCGGUACGCCUUCAGCUCGACGGCAAUGCUUUGGGCGAGGGAGAUGACGGGGGACGGCGCCGACACUCGGCCUCAGGGGGGUGCUCUCCUGUUCAAUCCAUAGCCUUAGGACUAUCCUCGGGCUACAUCUAUUUCAGUGCAAGUUUCAGCCGGGAACGCUUGAGAUAUUUCCAGCUAAGGGCUAGCGACGGUGUGAUCAAUGGAUUUGGACCGUAUCCCCGGUUUCGUUGUCUCCCCCACAUGCUGACAACUGCAAUAAUGUGCCGUUUUCACUUCACGAACUUUCAGUUGAGAAAGCUGAAGAAUCGGAAGCAACCGCCUCAAGGUGUGGUGUGUUUUCGAGGUGGUCUUUGUGAGUACGCUAUGAGUGGUGUAGGUGGUAGAAGCUAGCAAACCAUGCUAUUGGCCAGCUUCGUUGUUGCCACCGUUUUCUUGAUUUGUCUGUAUGGAUGCCCUCUACUCUGGGUGAGCGGAGAGUCCGGGGUUGUGGUGGCUAUGUCCUGCCACCGGAGGUUGGCUAUUUCCUUUGGUGCAAUGUGGCGAGGAAUGCCAAGCGUGACCGAGCGAACUCAGUCAAGCUAGGGUGGUGCGGAGAGUGGGCGAGCCUUCGUGGACUCCUUUUCCCAUUUUCCUAAAGAUCCAUCAACCCUUCGCAGCCGUUGGGGGUCAUAAGAGUUGGGGACCCUCGGAGAAUAGUAAUCCAGUAUCACUUGUUCCCUCAGAUCCUACACUUUAUGUACGUGUAUCUGUGCUCCCUGAAUCUCCAUAUCCUGACCUCCACAUCUGCACCCUAAAUACCGCUGCUCCGGUGACUGCGUGUAUGCCCAAAGUUGUGGUAGGCUUCUAUUCGCCUCAACCGUUAGGGAUGCCAAUCGGGCCGAUUUUGGCGGCAAAAACGUGACCGGUCUAUUCGAGGAUUUUGGGAAAAAAAGGGGGGCACGCGGAUUGUUGGUUCUCAGCUCAGCUCUUGAAAUCAUACCGAUCAAAGUAUACUUUAUCCUCCGUAUGUUUGUCAAGAGUCCCUGCGUCCAGGAAGCGAUGUGGCUCUUCAUACGUUACACACAUCUGGAGACAGGUCAUCUACACGUGACUGCGGGUUCGUUUUCUACUGACGUUCAGAGGGCGGGCGAACAAUACAGAAAACCCUAUGAAAUUCGGUUUGAAGGCUCACACGCUCGUGGCCGCGUUUGGUGAUCGUAGAACAGCGGAUCCGCAGCGCACAGCCUCGGGUUUUCAGCGACACAACGCAAG
Ectocarpus sp. CCAP 1310/34 is the source of this 1667-nucleotide messenger RNA. NCBI's taxonomy places the organism in Eukaryota, Phaeophyceae, Ectocarpales, Ectocarpaceae. The record is from the annotation of a GenBank genome assembly.